UAUACCAUUCUUUUGAGAUGAGCUACACUACUAGCUGACUUGCUAGUUUAAUAAUGAGCUACUUGUUACUUAAAUAGCUGACUGUUGUGCUGGAGUAUUUUGAAAUAUAUGGGUUUAAAGCUUUCCGUCCCUUUUCUUAUUUGAAUUUAUUUUUCAAUGUACCUAUGGUAGAUAGCCUCCCCUGCUUCUUGAUGGGAGAGCGCAACUCUUCAAGGGUUUGUCACCUCAAAUAUAGAAGCCUAGAUAUACCACAUAAUUGCAUUUGAGUAAAUAUAACCACAAUAAUCUAGCUAUACAGUAUACCAUAAAUUCAUUAUCCAUCAAGGUGAGUCAACGCGAGUGGAAGAUGAGGCUGAUGCCUUACUAGCAUCAUGUUCUGGUAACACGGUGAAAAAGAAAAAGGAAAGUGUGUAUUAUGUAAAAGGUGGAAAGAAAAGAAUCAGGAAAUGUCCUCGAAAAAAGCAACCCACGAAAGCACCAAAAACAGGUUUGAGCUGAUCAUUUUCAUUACCGUAGGUCAAAUCAUAAUAUAUAUGUUUUUGUUGUCCUAAACCAGUGCAAAAACCAGGCACAGCUCAGACGGUUUCAGUACUAUGUGAGACACGAGUUGUGGACCCAUGUCAUGAUGAACGUUUUCUUUUUUAUAUACAUUACUGUAUUGUGGACAUGCACUGUUUUGAACGGGGUUUUUUUCAGUACAAGCAUUGACAGAUGAUCAUGAAGAUUCAAUCUCUGAUCAUGGAGUUGAAAUAUCAGAUGACUUUUCUGUUGAAAUAGUAGGUAUAUAUAUACUGAAUUGUUUUCAUUUCAUACCAACAUGUGUGUACAGAUAAAUGCCUUUCAUAAUCGAACAAUAUUUAUCGAUUAUUCUAUACCACUACCUUCAACGCAGACUUUUCAUGAUGGUGAAAUAAAAAACAUAGAUAAAAUUGUACCACUUACCUUUCCUAAAUGUGACUGUGAGAGUGGUGUGAUGGGAAUUGAAGUUUCAAGAGAAUUGGUAGCAGUAAUAAGAACUGAUGGUAAACAUAGUGUUUGUAUAUACCAUACAAAUUUUAUCUUUUGGAUUUGGAAAUUUGAUUUCUUUUCAUUGAAAUUCAUUUUAGGAAGAUUCGACCUCAACAAGUUCGUCAUGAGAUGUUCAUGUGGAAAACGUUAUGACCCAUUUUGUUUGAGUAAUUUACUUGGAUCUGGUUAUUGGCCUGGAUCAUUGAAGCAAAUUAACUGCAUUUUUCAUGAAAGUUGCUUCAUGAUGUGGGACAGAUUUUCAAAGCGAAUGCCUGGUUCAUCAAUUAGUAGUUUUGUAAAGUCAUUGGAGGAUGUUUCUCGAUUUCAUUCCAGGACGGAUGUGAUCAGUUGCACAUUAUUCACCAGAACUUUCAGAGAAUGGAAAUAUGGGCAACACGAACUUGACAAACUGACGACUGUACCAAUAUUUUCAUGUCCUGCUUGUGAUCAGCAUCAACACUCUUGUCAUGUUGAUGGUAAUAAUAACCUUGUUCCUGAUUACACACAUUUUGCAAUGAAAAUUGAUACAUAUAGUGUAAAAUGCUUGAAAUUUUUCUUUCCAAAGAUUUCUUUAACAAGAAAACUGAGAUCUGGUGAUUCAUAUUACAAAGAUUUAUUUAUAUCAUCAAAUGAAAAAUGUGUUCUCAUACUUUCUUGUGUCACUGUGAGUGAAGACUUGCCAGUACAGUAUUCCUUUUCUGUCUCCAUACUCAUUUUUAUAUUUCUUUUAUUUCUGUUUAUAUUAUUCAAGAAGUUGCACAAAGUUGCAUGCGGUUCUAGUAUACUUAAAGCAGCUCAGGACAUAUCACGAAGAAAGGCUGCCUUAGAUGAAACUGGAUUGGAAUAUUGUGUAUGUCGACAUGGCAUUGCCCUAAAAGGAGUAAAUAUGUUCCGUGGUGAAAUCUUUGGCUAUGCACAUUACUUACAGACAAUUUUCAUGUUAUCCCAGAAUGUGGAAUUCUUUUGGUAUGAUGUUGUUUGUAAGUAUUGGCCAUGGCUCAAAUCACAUGAUCCUUUCGCUGCUGAUCAAAUGAAACCCGCAUUGUCUGUAAUGCAUGGGAAAAUACAUCAGAUGUCAUGUCAGGUUCAAUGGAGUGGAAGAUGGCAAGAAGGGUCAGCUAAAUCAUCGGGUGAAGAAGCUGAACAAGUGAAUAGUUAUUUGUCGCGUAUUGGAAAUACAACAAAGUACAUGCUUCCCCAAAGUAAUUUCUAAUUGUGAUUUCUAUGUAUUCCAAUCCUUCUAAUUAUUAUUGUUUAUUAGAAGAAUAAACCUUUUGGUAAAACCAACUUCUUGUGUAGAUAGAGAAGAUGUGAUAACUGAGUUUGCAAUUGAUUGGAACAAAAGAAAGGUUGAUGGCUUAGCUAAAUCUCUUAUUAAACGGUAUAAAAAGGUAAAUAAGAAAACCUGGAUAACAAGGUCUAAUUAUGAUAUUGUAUUUAUUUUUUUAACAGGUUUUAAUAUUCAAAAGUGUUAGGUUGCCUUCAAUUUUUUCUUUCUUUUAAAAUGCUCUGAACAUUGAGAACUCCAAAGCUGUGUGGGAAAAUAGUUGUAAAAGUGCUGGCAUUCUUACAUCUAUUUCUACCAUGACAAGUUUAACAUCGGAGGUGGUAAAUUUUUUCACAGGUAUGAUGUUAUAGACAAAAAGGUUUUUCUAUUUGUAUUUUGUUUAACAAAAGGUAUUUAUACAUCACUCCAUGAUAUUUGUUAUAUAGUUGCUGAAGAAAGAAAUGAUGUUCUGUCUCCAAAGGAAACUUCAGCACUAUAUUCUCUUCGUUUAAAACAACUUGAUGCUGAUGUUGAGUCUAGUGUUCACAGCAUCCUAGUUCACUAUGUACUGAAAUGUGGUAACACGCAAUCUGUGAUUCGGACAAAGUUGGGUAUUAUUGUAACAAAAAUUAGAAAUUAACCAUCAUUUGAUCCUGAUUGUGAAGAUAUACAAAAUGCUGUCUUAAAAAAAAUUAUGGAUGCUAUUAAAGAAAAAAUUAUAAACCAUCAGUUUCAAGCAAAAAUAAAAAGACUUUCAAUGAGCAAGUUAACAGGUUUUUUUUACUCUUUAUCAGUUAUUAUUACAUUAUUAUAUCGCACCUUUCUGAAGGCGUUCAUUUAAUCAAAAGACAAUGUUGACAAGUUUACGCAAACGAGAACGCCAUUCAAGUCUAAUACAUAUCCAGCUUGUACACAUGAGGAUUUCAACCUGGGAUUGGGAGAACAAAGCUCGUGAUUAAACAGUAAUCACAAGGUUAUGUUCGUUGUUAUAACUGACAAAUGACACUCGUAAUAACUAAAUUUUUCUCGUUCUGACGUUUCGAACUUUAGCUCUUUUAGUCAUUAUUUGUACAAUUUAUCAAUAUUUGUACUCAAUAUCACGCUAUACCCGCAUACUCGUUUUUUUUACUUCAUAAUUCAAAAACCGAACACGAAACCGCAUGCAAAAGAAAGCGUAUCUACAUCAUCAAGAGUUCAUUUGCCAUGACAUUCGAAAUUACUUUCCCUUAUCAGUAAUGGUUUGGCAUAUGGAGAAAAAAACUUCAGUAAAGGGGGGAAGCACGUUGUAUAGACACUGUUAAGUCUUGAUUUUAAUUAUAUCAGAUUCUCAACGGAAGGAAGGUAGUUUCUGAACAUAUCUUUCAUCACUCCAU
Molecule: messenger RNA, 3648 nt
Organism: Hydractinia symbiolongicarpus
Lineage: Eukaryota; Metazoa; Cnidaria; Hydrozoa; Anthoathecata; Hydractiniidae
Exons: 7
Coding region: 818-2221 (467 amino acids)
Source: RefSeq, a predicted model, not a curated record